Varroa destructor (honeybee mite) is the source of this 399-nucleotide messenger RNA. RefSeq lists its product as uncharacterized. The record is from RefSeq and is a predicted model, not a curated record. Lineage: Eukaryota; Metazoa; Arthropoda; Arachnida; Mesostigmata; Varroidae. Gene Ontology annotation, molecular function: 2 iron, 2 sulfur cluster binding. Gene Ontology annotation, cellular component: mitochondrion.
AUGUUGCGCUUAUGCUCAUCGAGCUCUACUAACAAGAAUGGAACUUUGGAGAUGCCUGCUGAACUUCAGAAGCGACUGGAGGCUAAUUAUUCAUCAUCGUACCAUCAGCCUCUAAAUGGUCGCGUUUACGACCGAAAACCAAUAAAAUUCCUCUUGCAAAAAGGCAAGCAGUAUUACUGGUGUACUUGCGGUUGGAGUCAUAACCAGCCUUUCUGCGACGGAAAGCACAAAAAUCCACACUAUAAAAUCUCGCUGAAACCGAUUCGUAUAGUGCCGGAAGAGACGCGUGAAUACUGGCUAUGCAAUUGCAAGCAGACGAAACGGAGACCCUUUUGUGACGGAACCCACAAAACGCCCGAAGUACAAGAGACCCCUCGCGUGUAUAAAAACAAUUUCUAA